Cephus cinctus (wheat stem sawfly) is the source of this 1969-nucleotide messenger RNA. Its product is annotated as charged multivesicular body protein 7. Gene Ontology annotation, cellular component: multivesicular body. Gene Ontology annotation, biological process: vesicle budding from membrane; late endosome to vacuole transport via multivesicular body sorting pathway. The transcript is spliced from 4 exons. The record is from RefSeq and is a predicted model, not a curated record. Bases 305 to 1687 code for a protein of 460 amino acids. Lineage: Eukaryota; Metazoa; Arthropoda; Insecta; Hymenoptera; Cephidae.
AUGUAAAACACAAAAGAAAAAUAGAGUAGCUUUUGUAUUGAAUUAUACGUUCCAUUGAGGAUAAUAUAAAAAGUCUUGUAUUAUUGCUAAUAAAAGUGCUAAAUAAUCGUGCGCUAUCGGUAUACAAUUUUUAUUUAAAAUUCUAUGGAAAUGAGCAAGUGAACUCAUGAGUAAUUUUAGAAAAUCUUGUAACCUAUGAUUUUUAUUAACAGUGACUUUAUUUAAAUUAUAUAGCAAAAUAUUUUUAAGAGUUUGCAUUUCAUGAAUUAACUUUGCUUGUAUGUGAAAUUAACGAGAGUGAAAAAUGGCAACGAAUGAAGACUUGAACAAUAGUUUACCACUGCCUGUUGAUAAAUUGCCAGAAUGCUGGAAUAAGGAUGAAAGAAUGAAUUCAUUAUUUGCACAAUUUCGAAAUCGGUCGGUCAAUCCUCAGGAUUGGGAUUCAAAAUAUACGUUCUGGAAAAAUAUGAUAUCAGAAUGGUUGGGACAUCAAAUGCGCUGCAGCUUCUCUAUUUCUGAUCUUAAUUUGGCAUUCAAACGCAAUGGUCGUAUUCCUUUGUGCCUCUCUAUUGUUGUGCAAGAACUUCAUAAAAAUGGCGAAAUCAUAUCACUUCCUGAGUUCUUGAAAGGACCUGCUGGUACUUGGACUGGUUGGGCCAUCGAUAUAUUGGUUAAAAAACCAUUGAUCUGGUCUUUCUUCAAAGUAAAGAAUAGCAUGUAUGAGCAAAGUAUAGACACAAAUGCAAAGUUUGUGCAUGUUAAAACAGUAAAGGAACUUGCAGAAAUAAUACUCACUACUUUGGAAGACACAGAGAAUAAGUCUCUGAUACCAUUGUGCGAAGUAACCAAAAACUGUCAAGAAAAAUCUCAAAAUAAACAUAUAACGAAUGAAAACAUAAAACUGGCAAUAAUUUGGCUUCGACAAGCAAAAAAGGCAGCUUUCAGGGAAAACACUGUACAAAAGGAUUCUGAAUUGUUAGUGAAAAUAUCUCCUCAAGGAGUAACAGAAGUGACAGAAGUGGAAGAGGGUUUGUACAAAUUGUUGAAGCAAGAAGAGAUGCUCACUAAAAACUUGGAAUUACUUGAGGUUGAGAAAAAUGCUGUUUUAAAAAACGCUAAAUCUUAUCUGGCUAGCGGUUUACGCCAAGUAGCCAAAAGUUGUUUGCGCAAGAAAAAGGAGCUUGAAAAAAGCAUUGAAAAACGUGCUGCAGCGUUACAAAACGUACAGAUCCUCAUUGCCAGAAUUCAUGAUGCUCAUUCGGAUUCUGAAGUUAUGACUUCUUACAAAACUGGAUGCAUUACUCUCAAGAAGAAAUUAGAGGAGGCUGGCUUAACUGAAGACAGUGUCCGAGAUACCAUGGAUGACCUGUCUGAAGUUUUGGAAGAAUUCAAAGAAUUGCAAACUGUAUUAUCGGAAUCAGUCGAGCACAUUGAAUCUGAUCAUGAAUUGGAGACAGAGUUGGCCGAACUUAUGGCAAGUCCGUCGCUUUCUAAUAGUUCAGCUGACACUUCUGUGGAAGAUCAAAAUAAAUUACCAUCACAGUCAGAAGAUCACAAACUACCAAAACUGAAUGAUCUUGAACAGGAAUUGAUGUCUCUACAUUUGCAAGAUAUGCCUUCUCCGCCCAAAUCUUCACGCUCCGUGCUUUCUACGUUAGUCAAGGAAAAAAAUCCCCUAACAUCAUAAUCUUAAACUUCACUGACCAUUCGUGUAUCCUGCGCAGAAUUUGUCAGCUGUGUUAAAUUUCCUGUUCUCUAAUGGAUCGCUGGACGAUAUGCAUUGGCUAUAUGGGAUAUACGGUACAGUAAUAGAUUGUAAGACGAAACUGGAAUCUGCGGACUCAGUUCUACCGAAUCCAGCAACUUUUCCAUAAUUUCCGUACUCCAAAAUGGCGAUAUCAUCACCUCUGUAGUCUAGACAUACGGGGGCAACUACAGCCGAAAAUAUAAAUGGUUUUUUUAAUUGCAA